CUUAUUAUCAUCAAUGCCAGUGCAUUCAUCUCCCCCUCUUGCCGAGCCUAUCGUCUUUACCUACGAGGAGCUCAAGGAUCCUCACUCCAACCUUACCGAUCGCAUUCUACAGGCUUACGGUCGAGACUCUCUCGGACUAUGCUGCGUGAGUGACGUCCCCAAGUAUACGGAGUAUCGGCAGGCGUUGCUGCCUAAGAUCCACACCCUAGGGAACUUGCCCCCAUCAGCCCUUGAGAAAUACGUCCUACCAGAAGCGUUCUUUAACGUCGGAUGGUCUCAUGGUAAUGAGAAGCUGGGAGGUGGAAGACCUGAUCUCGGCAAAGGAUCUUUUUACGCCAACCCUUUGUUCGAGAACCCUGGCGAGCUCGACCCCACCGCACAACAGCGCCAUCCAGCGUGCGCUACCCCCAACGUGUGGCCCAAAGAGGUCCCAGGUUUCCGUGAGGCGUUCAUAGACGCCGGGAGGCUGCUCGCCGAAGUCGGAACCAUGGUAGCUAGGCACAUGGACAAGGCCUGUCAAGCCCAUGGAAUCAAAUGCUGCAGUCUUGUCGAAGCUACUUUCGAGAAGUCGCGUCUGUGUUGCGGUCGAGCCCUUCACUACUACCCAUUGGAGCAAGGGGAGGUGCAAGAGGGAACAGAAGACUCUUGGUGCGGUUGGCACAAUGACAAUUCCGUCAUAACAGGGCUAUUCUCUCCAAUGCUCCUGGACGCUACCACAGGGCAGCCCAGUACCACACCUGAGGAUCCUAAGGCCGGCUUAUAUGUCCAGAACCGUCGACGCGAGGUUUAUAAGGUCCACCUCCCUCCUGAUUGUAUCGCCUUCCAACUGGGCGAGGCUGCCCAGAUCAUGACUGGUGGGCAUUUAGUAGCCACACCGCAUAUGGUUAAGGGCUCUUCCGUUCCUGAGGUCUCUCGGGAACAGCUUGCCGUGUUUUUCGAACCAGACUGGGAUAGAGUCAUGGCUUUGCCUGAUGGCAAUAGAACGGACCAGAUGGUCAAUGCCGGCGCCAAUAUCCCGGAAGUUCCGCCGCUGGCCAAACGUUAUCGUGGCCCUUCGGUCACCUUCGGGGAGUUCUUGGAAGACUCAUUCCGAGAGUAUUAUAAUAUGAAGACUUCAACGGCUGUUGCAGGCGGCGGCACUGCUGCGGAGAUGGCUUGAGCCAGUCGGAUACGUUUUCAUCGCCUCUUCAUUUCAUUCUUUUGUGGAUCUUCAUGCUGAGUCGGAUUUCGAGAUGGAGGUAGCAGACGUUACAUAAAUACAACAUUUAUUGAAGUAUUUGAAGGCUGAUCAAUGUUCGUUGUUGUCG
Messenger RNA from Perkinsus marinus ATCC 50983, 1307 nucleotides. RefSeq lists its product as hypothetical. The transcript has 6 exons. Bases 14 to 1159 code for a protein of 381 amino acids. The record is from RefSeq and is a predicted model, not a curated record. Lineage: Eukaryota; Perkinsozoa; Perkinsida; Perkinsidae.